Molecule: messenger RNA, 1308 nt
Organism: Impatiens glandulifera
Lineage: Eukaryota; Viridiplantae; Streptophyta; Magnoliopsida; Ericales; Balsaminaceae
Product: aspartic proteinase CDR1-like
Exons: 1
Coding region: 1-1308 (435 amino acids)
Biological process (GO): proteolysis
Cellular component (GO): extracellular region
Molecular function (GO): aspartic-type endopeptidase activity
Source: RefSeq, a predicted model, not a curated record
AUGUCUUUCUUCCCAUUGGCAUUCAUAGUUUUCUCACUUUUUCUCUCAACAUUCUCCAAUGGUUUUAGUGUUGAUCUCAUUCGAAGAGACUCCUCAAAAUCCCCCUUCUUCAACUCUUCUAUGUCCCGUUUCGAUCGUCUAGGUCAGUCCAUAAGACGAUCUCAAAACCGGCUCGCUCACUUCUCGUCUUCGAUUGAAUCGUUGGCUAAUCACGACGAAACCACCAGCAUGAUUGUGCCUGCGGAGGGAGAGUUUCUCAUGAAGAUCUCCAUCGGCACACCGCCAGUCGACGUUUUGGCAAUCGCCGACACGGGCAGCGAUCUGGUCUGGACCCAGUGCAGCCCGUGCAUUAAUUGCUAUAAGCAAGAUGCACCACUUUACAACACGAACAAAUCCACCACCUACAGAAGAGUCUCGUGCAAUGCGAAUUCAUGCGAGACUCUGUCUCAUAGUAUGUGCACGCGCGAAGGGUGCUCGUACCAGAUGUCUUACGGAGACAAUUCGUUCAGCCGAGGAGACUUGGCCGAAGAAACUGUCGGACUAGGCACCACGGCUGAUUCUAAACUCGUAAAACAUAAGGGUGUAGUUUUCGGUUGCGGGCGAAACAACGCCGGCACUUUUAUGAGUAGUUCGUCGGGAAUCAUCGGACUUGGGGGAGGAAAAGUUUCGUUUGUCGGCCAAAUGGAGGAAGUAAUCCACGGAAAAUUCUCAUAUUGUUUAUUGCCGCCGCUUAAAACGAACGAAAAGAAGUCAAGCUUGAUGCAUUUCGGCGACGAUGCUAUCGUGGCCGGUCCCGGAGUAGUUUCAACUCCGAUCAUCCCAAAAACUCCCGACACUUUCUAUUACCUAACCCUUGAAGGGGUUACCGUCGCCGAUGGCCCAAAACUUGACCUUGUGACCGACGGAGACUUCGCCGAAGUCGAAAAAGGAAACAUUGUUAUCGACUCCGGAACGACGUUGACCUACAUCCCGGAAACACUUCACUCGAAGUUAAUAGCGUCGGUUAAAAGCGCCGUGAAAAAAACGUCGGUAAGUGAUCCUUCGGGGCUUUUGGAUUUAUGCUACGAGGUGAAGCCUAAUGAGGAGAUGAAACUUCCGAUUAUCACGGUACACUUCACCGGAGCAGAUUUAAAGCUUUCUCCUGUAAAUACUUUCGUGAUGACGUCGGAAGGGGUUUUGUGCCUGGCGUUUCGUCCGGCUGGGACUGUUGCACUUUAUGGGAAUAUUGCUCAAAUGAAUUUCAUGGUGGGUUAUGAUUUAAAGAAGAAGACGGUUUCGUUUAAGCCAACUAAAUGUGGUAGUAAAUAG